Molecule: messenger RNA, 1394 nt
Organism: Diuraphis noxia (Russian wheat aphid)
Lineage: Eukaryota; Metazoa; Arthropoda; Insecta; Hemiptera; Aphididae
Product: transmembrane protein adipocyte-associated 1 homolog
Biological process (GO): G protein-coupled receptor signaling pathway
Cellular component (GO): plasma membrane
Molecular function (GO): G protein-coupled receptor activity
Source: RefSeq, a predicted model, not a curated record
AUAUUGUAUAAUAAUACUAAUACAUAAAAUUCAAUAUUGUGAAUGACAAAUGUAAGAGAUGUGAACGAUAUGUAGUGAAUGCAGAACAUUAUGUCAGUAUCCUAUAUUGGUAUGUUACGUGUGUGCUUAAUGAAACAAUUACUGUUAAAAUUAUUUAAUUAUGGGAGGAAAUUAAGCAAGUAUUAUCAUUAGACUGUAAUUAAUUCACAAUUCAAAUUUGAUACAAUAGCUUAUUAAUUGUUAAUACAUUCAAAUUAAGCUAUUUAAUAUCAAAUACAUAUUUCAUGUUGUAAAAGAUAAUUUUUUGUUAAACCAGCUGAAUUAAUAAUUAAUCUGACAAUAAAAUUGACUAGUUAUGAGAGAUCCUCAGAGUUUAGAAACAAAUAGAUUGUCAACUACUUCAAUGAGCAACAGUACUUCAAUAGACGAAGAACAUGUAUGUAAGCUGGUUCUUUACAUGGAAAUACCAAGUAUCAACGUUCGUGUAUGGGAUGUAGUAAUACUUAUUCCUAACCUAAUAUUCAUGAUGUACUUAGUGACCAAGUUUAGUCGUGCCAGAUUAAAACUACGAGCUGCUAAUAGUCCUAUUUUUUUUACAUUCUACUGUUUGGUUUUAUUCAAUGUAUUUACAAGUAUACUAAGAUGCCUAAUAUCAAUGACACUCAAUUUUAGUAAUUUGGCUGCUGAUUCCAUCAAUAUUACUCUUUGGAUUUUAGUCAAAUGUUUCUUUUUGGCUACUGAAAUGAGUGUGGUAGUAUUUGCCUUAGCUUUUGGUCAUAUGGAAAGUAGAAGCAGUAUAAGAUAUGUACUAAUUACAACAUCAUUUAUUUCAUUAGCUUAUUCUGUUAGUCAAGGAGCACUGGAAAUUUUUAUGCCAGACUCCAUUUUUAGAAUCAAUUCGAAGGAUUUAAAUUUAUUUGGUCAUGGUGGUAUUGUUUUUUGGUUGAUUAGUUCUGUCAUUUUUACUAUGCUAUAUUUGCUCAUAUUGGUAUUGCCUCAAACUAGACUUCGAGAGAAACUUGCAUUACCAGGUUAAUAGUUUUGUUAUUAUUAGUAUUGAAARGUUUCAUUAGCUACCCACGUGUCUUUAGUUUCUUUAUGAAGAAAAAUAAUUAUGAACAUAUUUAUUUUUUAAGUUAUAUUGUACCUUUACCUGUCCUAGUCAUAUACCGAAUUCACACAUAGUAAAAAAUAGUAGUUUAAUAGUACAACAGAUGUACUUAAUUUACAAUGCCCAUUUUACUCUAUGGUGCAUUGCAUACAUAAUUGAGGUUAUUAUAUUWUUAUUAGGUGCAUAUAAUAUAAUUAUCAAUAAUUUUCUUUUACAUCUCAACAUAUGGUAGAUCGGGGAUGGCGAACCUUUUGAUAACUGCGUGUCAAAUCAAAAUGUUUGG